UCAAAAAAAGAGGGAGACCACGGAUGAGUCGAGCUAUCAGCCCCAGCAGUCCCCUGCUACCAUGCCGAACCAGAAGAGCGUCAAGGGCAGGAAAAACAAGCGUACCAACAGCAGCGGCGACGAGCAGGAGGCGGCGGCCGGGGCGGCUGCAUGCAACGCAGGGGCCGGAACAGCAGCGCCGGGGGCCAGCGGAGCUACGGCCGGCCAGCCGGAGACAGGCAACGAUCACGAGGCGCCGUGCGCGACGCCGCUGGUGUGCGGGCUGGGCCGGGCCGUGCAGCUGGACAAGGAUGAUCACCAGCGGGUGGUGUGCAACAACGAGCAGUGCCCCUUUGGCAACUGGAUGCACCUGCAGUGCUUCUACGAGUGGGAGAGCAGCAUCCUGGUGCAGUUCAACUGCAUUGGCCGUGCCCGCAGCUGGAACGAGAAGCAGUGCCGCCAGAACAUGUGGAACAAGAAGGGCUACGACCUGGCCUUCCGCUUCUGUUCUUGCCGUUGCGGCCAGGGCCACUUGAGGAAGGACGUUGACUGGUUCCAGUCGCGCCGGCGGGCUGACGACAGGAAGAAGAAGCCAGCGGUCCCCAAGGCGGGGGAAGGGACCCUGGCGGCGGCGGUGGCCGAGGACGGGAAGAAGUGCAAGCUCCACCGCCCCGCCAGGCCGCCCCAUGAGGGGAGCGGGCCGGGCCAGCAGCGCCGGCUCUCUGCGGACCGCCAGGCCCUCGCCCAGGACAAGGCCCCGGCAGGCAGCUCGCCACCCCAGCCCUCGCAGGCCCAGGCCCCCACCCCCCGCGGCCCCCGGCACCUGGGAGACUUCCUCAAGACGGCGCUGCAGGCCGAGGCUUGCCGCAAACUGCUGCCCGGGGGGCCCCGGCUAGCCCAGGUCGAGCUGGGCCCGGCGGGCGCGGGCGCGGUGGUAGCAGGAGGGGCAGGAGGAGGCCGGCUGGAGCCUGCCGUCCAGUUCUUGCGGCGGCUGGACCUCUCGGAGCUGCUGGCGCACGUGCCCAAGCACAAGAUGAACACCUAUCACGUGCGUAUGGAGGACGAUGCCCAAGCUGGCCAGGGCGAGGACCUGCGUCGGUUCAUCCUGGCAGCGCUGAGCGCCAGCCAGCGCAACGUCGUCCACUGUGCCCUCUGCCAUCGAGCACUGCCUGUCUUCGAACUCUUCCCGCUGGUUGAUGGCACCCUCUUCCUCAGUCCCUCCCGGCACGACGAGAUUGAGUAUGACGUCCCCUGUCACCUCCAAGGGAGGCUCAUGCACCUCUAUGCCAUUUGCGUGGAUUGCCUGGAAGGAGUGCACAAGAUAAUUUGCAUCAAAUGCAAGUCACGGUGGGAUGGCAGCUGGCACCAGCUGGGAACCAUGUACACGUACGAUAUCCUUGCUGCGUCUCCGUGCUGUCAGGCUAGACUGAACUGCAAGCACUGUGGGAAGCCUGUCAUCGAUGUGCGGGUGGGCAUGCAAUAUUUCUCAGAGUACAGCAACGUCCAACAGUGUCCGCACUGCGGCAACCUGGACUACCACUUUGUAAAACCCUUUUCUUCCUUCAAAGUGUUGGAAGCUUAUUGACGAAUGCUUUCUUCUUUUUUCUUUCCUUUCUAGAGUAAUUCUUUACGUAGAGGUGUAAUACCUUGUUUCUGAUUCGGUUGCUUGUCUGUAAGUCUUUACCCAGUGUUAGCCAUUGGUUGUGUGGUGGAACUGGGGACGGAGAUUGGCUGUGAUGGGAGGCUGAGCUGAAAUGGGCAGGGUUAGCCUGUUCCAAGUGAAGAAGAUUUUCAAACAAGCAGCUGUUAGGUCAGUAUGAGACUCUAUUCUCCAAGGCUGGAUUCCAACCUCGAAGGGAAUGGCAAAGGGUGUUUAUUUUUGCAGUUGCUGUUGCAACUUGGUGCUUGACGGUUGAAUGUACGUAACUAUACUCCAGGGCCAGGGGCUUUCUCCUUCUCCUUGGGUAUUUCCCUGGCCUUACCGAGGUUUGUUCAAGACCCAGUUGUGAAGUGUUGCGUUUACAGAGAAGUGUUGAUCAAGUGCAAAGGAGAGGGAUUAAAGAGGUUUGCUGCUCUUAAUAGAAAUGAUCCCCUGUUUAAGACUCUCUUCCCCAAGCUUGCUUAGUUUAGUCACAGCACAUACACUCUGGCCACUUUAUUAGGUACAGAAGUGGAACCCAAUGUAGUCCAUCUACUUCAAGAUUCGACAUGUUGUGCAGUCGGAGAUGUUCUUCCACAUACUACUGUUGUAAUGCAUGGUUAUUUGAGUUACUGUCUCCUUCCUGUCAGUUUGAACUAGUCUGACCAUUCUCCUCUGACCUCUCUCAUUAACAAGGUGUUUAUGCUCAAAGAACUGCUGCUCACUGGAUGUUUCCUGGUUUUCACACCUUUCUCUAACCUCCAGAGACUGUUGUUUGUGAAAAUGCCAGGAGAUCAGCAGCUUCUGAGAUACUCAAACCAUCCCAUCUGGCACCAACAAUCAUUCCAUUACUCACUGUCAUUUAGAUAACAUUUAUUCCUCAUUCUGAAGUUUGGCCUCAACAACAACUGAACCUCUUGACCAUGUCUGCAUGCUUUUAUGCAUUGAGUUCCUGCCAUAUGAUUGCCUAAUUAGAUAUUUGUAUUAAUAUGCAGGUGAACCUAAUAAAGUGGCCUCUGAGUGUGGAGUAGACAUGUUAUUGAGUCCUCUCCUGCCCUUUCCCUGGGACCUAAGUCAUCGCCGGCUGGAGCUGUCUCUUCCCUUUUGUUGAUUGUAAUUUCUCACUUGGAAUCUGUUGACCAACUCCCUGGCUUGUGUAGCCCAGAGAGUACGGAUGCCUCCUCUGGUAUCAGCUCUUAAUGGAUUUUGUGAGAAGAUGGCAGCUUUUUUUUUCCCACUCGGGGCUCAUCUGAGCAUCAGGGGGUACAUUCAUCUGGUCAGUGAUAGGGAGCAGAGACCCUGAUGAGGCCAGUUAACUUGAUGGAACCCAUCCACUGUGAAUGAAGUCUUGGGUUUGUAUCAAUUGGUAUUUCUGCUAGAAGUUUCAACAUACUUAUUUUAUUCCACUCCCCAAUCCUAUUCCAACAUGUCAGUCCACGGCCUCCUCUACUGCCAUGAUGAGGUCACUCUGAGGAGGAGCAAUACCUCAUAUUCUGCCUGGAUUCCCUCCAACAUGAUGGCAUAACCACUGGUUUCUCUAACUUCUGGUAAUUUCAAUCCUUGCCCCUUCUCUCCUUUUCAAUUUCCCCAUUCUGGCUCCCCUCUUACCCUUUCUCCUUGCCUACUCAUCACCUCCCCUGGUGCCCCUCCUCCUUCCCUUUCUCCCAUGGUCCAUUCUCCUCCUAUCAGAUUCCUUCUUUAGCUCUUUCAGCUUUUCCACCUAUCACCUCCCAGCUUCUCACUUCAUCCCCACCUUCUUCACCAGGUCUGACUUACCACCUGUCAGCUUGUACUCCUCUCUCCCCCCCCCCCCAACUGCCCAUCUUAUUCUGGCUUCUUCCCCCUUCCUUUCCAGUCCUGGUGAAGGGUCUUGGCCCAAGAUAUCGCCUGUUUAUUCCUCUCCGUAGAUGCUGCCUGAGCUGCUGAGUUCCUCCAGCAUUUUGUGUGGUAUUCCAAAUACUUCAGAAUGCAGUAACUCAAAGUGGAGUUCGUUGCCUGUUAGAUUGCAGUAUCAAUGAUGACAUGGCUGAUAUAGCUGUUGGUGCUGGGGUAGAU
This is a messenger RNA of Mobula hypostoma (lesser devil ray), 3673 nucleotides long. It is a transcript of the gene heca, whose product is annotated as hdc homolog, cell cycle regulator. Lineage: Eukaryota; Metazoa; Chordata; Chondrichthyes; Myliobatiformes; Myliobatidae. The coding region runs from base 62 to 1564 and encodes 500 amino acids. The transcript has 4 exons. The record is from RefSeq and is a predicted model, not a curated record.